UUCGAAUUUCUCCAGAGCCGUGUUUUUGUGCUUCUUCCAUUUUCCUUCCUUUCUUUUUCUCACUUCUCUCACUGCUCCUUCUUCAUUCUUUCCUUUUCAGUGCCACCCUUUUGUUCUCAAUUAAAAUUCAUUCAUCUUAAUUCUUCUUCAUCUUCAAUUAACUUCAUACAACAACCAACACUCAUUCAACAACGAUCUUACCUCUGUCAAUGUUCCACAAUAUCUGAGAGCAUUGUUUGAAACGGCUAAUUCAUCGUCCAAAAAGUGCUGGGGUACCCUCUCUUUCAUGGGAUUCUUUGUUCUACACUAGGAAUUAGACGCUAUAGAAUUUAAUAUGCAGAGAAAUUUGCAAUUCUGAUCAGCCACAUUUUACCUCACUUACACUCAGCAUCACAACGACCCUGCAACGUUAGGUAAUUACCUCAUGAGAUUGAGGUGUGCUCUCUUUGAGUGCUGCUUCACUAGUCCAUCUUCUGACACAAUUCCAAAGUGCAGUAAGUUGAAGUGGCGAAUCUUCCCCUACAAGGAACUUGCAAAAGCCACAAAUAAUUUUGAUCAAUUGCAUUGCCUUGGAAAGAGAGGCUCAGCCAUUGAAUAUCACGGAAAACUUGAUGAUGGACGUGAGAUUAUAGUCCAACGCUUCAAAGAAGACAAGCGCUACACAUUACAACAGUUUGUCAAUGAAACUGUUAUCCUAAAUUACUUGCCUCACAAAAAUAUUGUGUCAAUUUAUGGGUGUACUUCUCAUCACGAGGAAUCUCUGCUGGUGCAUGAAUACCUAGUCAAUGGCAACCUUGCUGCUCAUCUACAAAGUGAAAGGGCUGUAAACAAUACACUAACUUGGCUUACACGAUUGGAUAUAGCCAUUGAUAUUGCAAAUGCAUUGGACUAUCUUCACUAUUAUGGCAUCAUCCAUCGUAAUGUGAAGUCCAGAAAUAUUCUCCUAGAUGUUAACUUUUGUGCUAAAGUUGCUAACCUUCAUUUAUCACGGAAACUUCCAGAUGGAGUUCCUGUCAAUGGCACCCAUGUUACUAGUGAUAGAGUAGGGUCAUGUGGUUAUAUAGACCCAGAGUAUUUGACAAAAGGCCAACUUAGUGUAAAAAAUGAUGUUUAUAGCUUUGGGGUGGUGUUGUGUGAGCUUCUAUCAUCGAAUCUGGCAAAAUAUUGGGUUUUGAAUGAAGAGGAUAAUAUUGCUUCCCUUUUACACAGAAAAAUUGAAAACCAAGCUUUGCUGGAGCUGUUCGAUCCAAGUCUUGGAUUCCAAUCAAACCUUCAGAUCAAGCGAAUGAUGACUGCCACAGCCAAGCUUGCACUUUUUUGCAUGCAAUGUCCACAACAAUCAAGGCCAGACAUGGAGCAGGUGGUAGAGAUUCUCAAUGGAAUAAAGCAAGGGAGAUAUGAAACAAACUCAAAAACAAAAGCUUUGAAAAUCUUCCACCAUGCUGAACUUCAAGAAGCUACUGACAAUUUUAACACUUGCCUUGGAAAGGGAGGGUAUGGCAGCGUGUACUAUGGAAAACUACAAGAUGGGCGAGAGGUUGCAAUAAAAUGUUUCCAUGAUGAGAACGACACAGAAGAGACCAUUAAGCAAUUCUUGAAAGAAACUGAAAUCUUAAGUCUCCUGCACCAUCAAAAUCUAGUUUCACUUUAUGGCCGCACUUCUCACCAUAGCAACAAACACAUGCUAGUGUACGAGUAUAUCUCUAAUGGCACUCUUUCCAAACAUCUUCACGAAUCUUCCAGUGGUAAACUACCAUGGCAGGCUAGAUUGAAUAUUGCCAUUGAAACUGCAACUGCUUUGGUAUAUCUUCAUGACUCAGGUAUCAUCCACCGUGAUGUAAAAGGAAGUAAUAUUCUGUUGGAUGAAAAUUUUACUGUUAAAGUUGCAGAUUUUGGACUAUCACGGUCUCUGCCAGAUCAUGUUACUCAUGUUUCAACUAUUCCAGUAGGAACUCGAGCUUACAUGGAUCCUGACUAUUAUGAAUCUGGAAGGGUCAGUGACAAAAGUGAUGUCUUUAGCUUUGGGGUGGUCUUGUUUGAACUCAUAUCAUCCAAUCCUCCAGGUUCAAUGGUAGGCACCGAUUAUGUUACUCUUGCACAGUUUGCAAAGAGAAAAAUCUUAAACCAGGAAUUAAAUGCGGUAGUGGAUCCAAGCUUUUGGCUUGCUUCUGACAAAAACAUGAUGGAAAUGGUAACAGCUGUGGCAGAGUUAGCAUUUCAGUGUGUGCAGUGUCCCAAGGAGUUCAGACCAUCAAUGAAACAGGUGCUAGAGACACUAGAGGGCAUAAGUAAAGGAACAUGGGGAUUCAGCCAGAUAACAUAGUCUUUAUUCAGGCUACCAACAUGCCCAAUUCUGCCAAAAUAUUCUUUUGGUUUGUGGACUAGUAAUUGGAUUUUGGUUGAACUGAGAUGGUAUUUUGCUGCAGUAUAGUAAUUUCAGGUUGACCCUGCAUCAUUGUUAAAAUGGUGUGAAGGUGGAGUAGGUUUGGAAGGAGGUUCUGAUCUAGCCACGAGACUACUUGCUGUAUCUUACCUGACGAUUUAGGUUGUAUUUUACUAGAUCGUUCAACGUGGUUUAAUAGCAUUAUAAACCUGAUAUUGCAUGUUAAGUGUAAAUGCAUUGAAUAUGUUCUAAAUGUAGAAGAAAAGACCAAAUAUUGGUAACCAUCUCUGAAUUUCAUUACAUUAAUUGAAACAUUAUUCUUCU
Messenger RNA from Cajanus cajan (pigeon pea), 2707 nucleotides. NCBI's taxonomy places the organism in Eukaryota, Viridiplantae, Streptophyta, Magnoliopsida, Fabales, Fabaceae. The record is from RefSeq and is a predicted model, not a curated record.